CACAGCCCCACACCUAGGUGUGGGUAAAACCCCCUGGCGCCUCCGCUAGCGGCACCCAAACGCGGGCCUGGCCUCCGGUUCCUGGACGUGCCUUCCCCGCGCAGUGGGGUGCAGUGUCAUGGGAGCGGGAUGUGAUCCUGUGCUCCCGGAUGACCGUGCUGGAGCUGGGAGAUAUGGAUGACAGGAAGGAUGAAGAAAGUCGGACGCGGUGUGCAAGCUCAGAAGAAGGGCUGAAGGCCCGAGGAAAAGAAAAAAGGAAACGGAAGCGCAGCAGAAGCAGAUCCUCAUCUGUUUCAUCCACAUCGUCUUCUGGCAGUACAUCCACUUCUUCCUCCUCAUCACGCUCAUCCUCAAGGUCAUCUUCUUCCAGCAGUAGUAGAGAUUCUCCUAAGUCAAAGUCAAAGAAGAAGAAAAAAGAAAAACACAACAAAAAGGUAAAAGUUUGCAAAGAGAAAUAA
Molecule: messenger RNA, 458 nt
Organism: Ficedula albicollis (Collared flycatcher)
Lineage: Eukaryota; Metazoa; Chordata; Aves; Passeriformes; Muscicapidae
Exons: 4
Coding region: 150-458 (102 amino acids)
Source: RefSeq, a predicted model, not a curated record